AUGCAAGAUGAGCAGAGAGGUGAAGAGGAAAAACGACAAGCGAUCGAGGAGGAGGAGGAGGAGAAGAAGAUUGCUGGCUCAAGCGGAAGCGGUGGCGAUGGAGAAUUUCCAAAGGCAGCGUUGGCGGUGGAGCUGCCCAAUGAGUUAGUGGUGUUGGAAGUGCUCACAAGGCUUCCGGUCAAGUCUCUGAUGCGAUUCAAGUGCGUGUCAAAUCUGUGGCGCUCAACCAUCUCCCAAGAUCCUUCCUUUUCCAAAAUCCACCGUACUCGGCAUUCCCCCUCCCGCGCUGGCGGCUUGUUCAUUACAUAUCCCGACGCCGAUGACUCCUUACGCUGCUUCUACGCAACCACCCUCCCUUCUUCUUCGUGCCCUGGUGGUGGUGAAUCCGUGUUGGUGCCUCACCAAUUUACUGCUACUGCUUCGAAUUCCUGCAGCAAAUACAAUGGAGCUACGGACGUCGUAAAGGGCCUAUUUUGUUUGUACGCGGGUAAUCGAUCGUGGAUAUGCAACGUCUCUACCCGUGAAAUCAAGGGGCUUCCUUUCUCAUCGGAUUUGGAAAAUAGCGUCGCUUUUACUUAUUUCCUUGGCUUUGCUUCUACUGGGAAGGAAUACAAGUUACUCAAAUUUUGUUUCCUUCCUUUUUAUGACGAGGGUAUUGUUUGUGUCCGUGCUUUAAUAUGCGAGAUUCUCACUAUGGGCAAGGACGCCUCGUGGAGACGGCCUUGGGAUUUGUUGGAGUCUCCGGAAGUUGGCUUAUCAUUGAGCCGAACUAGCGUUUACAUCGACGGGUUCCUCUGUUGCUGGCAUCGCAGUGGUUUCAUUUUGAUUGUUUUCAACUUUGAAGAUGAGACCUUUCAAGAGAUUUACCCACCACCGAAGUCUAGUGGCUCGUUGUACUCCGAGGAUGGUUCAUUACUGCUGCAAUUUGGAGGCCAUUUCGCUCUAGUUAGAGGUCUACACGGCAGGUUAGUUAACCAAGAAUUAAAGAUUUGGGUUUUAGAGUUGAACAAAGAUAAACAAGGAUCAUAUGAAUGGAUUAACCGCAUCAUCGAAGUUCCAUGGGAUUUCCCUGUUCGUGGAUGUAGUUUCACUGGGAACCUCCCCCUCCCCACAGGUGAUCAGAUGUUAUUGACUGGCCUAGUGGAGUUUACUAAUAAUAAGUCUGCAGUGCCUGUUUAUUCAUUCGAUCACACUAAAGGCAAGUUUGAAAAACUUGUAAUUGGCAACUUCCCAUCUUGGUCGUCCCAAGUUCCUUCACUCUAUCGCAAAGACGUAAAUAAGUUCCGUGUAUACUAUUAUGAGGAAGAUAUCACACCAUGGAAUGAUUUGGUUAUUAGUGACAACGAAUUGGGCCUCACUGCUGCCAGUUGCACCAAAAAGAAGAAGAAAAAGAGGAAGAAGAAGAGUAGCAGGACGACUACUCUGAGUGAUUGA
Rhododendron vialii is the source of this 1434-nucleotide messenger RNA. Its product is annotated as putative F-box protein At1g32420. The record is from RefSeq and is a predicted model, not a curated record. Gene Ontology annotation, molecular function: protein binding. Lineage: Eukaryota; Viridiplantae; Streptophyta; Magnoliopsida; Ericales; Ericaceae. The transcript has a single exon. Bases 1 to 1434 code for a protein of 477 amino acids.